GUGCUAUCUGGGUAGGUAGUUGCAGUUGGCCACAACACACGUUGAAGUAACAUCAACUUGUCAAACACCAUAUGUUACUUCACCAAUCAAUUUUAACUCUAAUUACCCGUUAAUUCCUCAGUGAUUGAAAAGUGUAACACCAUCAUCAACAAAAUAAAAUGGAACGCAUAAAGGACCUUGAAACUCGGAUAAAAGAACUGGAACUGGAGCUUGCUCAUGAAAAAUCGAAAAAUACUGGACCAGUCCGUGAAAAGAUCCAUAAGCUCUGCAGCCAAGUAGUAGAUACAAAUCCGUAUAGUCGUCUGAUGGCUUUGAAACGAAUGGGAAUUGUUGAUAACUAUGAGCGAAUUCGAGAAUUUACAGUAGCAAUUGUUGGUGUAGGUGGGGUUGGAAGUGUAACAGCUGAAAUGCUGACUCGUUGUGGCAUCGGAAAACUCAUUCUCUUCGAUUACGAUAAAGUUGAACUAGCCAACAUGAAUCGACUCUUCUUCCAGCCUCAUCAGGUAGGCCUUAGCAAAGUCGCAGCGGCUGCAAAAACACUAGAAUCUAUCAAUCCAGAUGUCCAGAUUGACAUUCACAAUUACAAUAUCACAACUGUUGACCAUUUUGAUGAGUUCAUGAGAACUCUUAAUACUGGCAGCUUGACAGGAAUGGCUGUGGACCUGGUUCUGAGCUGUGUUGACAAUUUCGAAGCUAGAAUGGCAAUAAACAUGGCAUGCAAUGAAUUAAAUCUCAAGUGGAUUGAAAGUGGAGUAUCGGAGAAUGCUGUCUCGGGUCACAUUCAAUUUAUUAUACCUGGAGAAACUGCUUGUUUCGCUUGUGCUCCGCCUCUCGUCGUGGCUGCCAACAUCGAUGAGAAAUCUCUGAAAAGAGAGGGAGUUUGUGCUGCUUCUUUGCCGACAACAAUGGGCAUAAUUGCCGGAUUUUUGACUCAAAAUGCAUUGAAGUACCUUUUGCAUUUUGGUAAAGUUUCGUUUUAUCUUGGGUACAAUGCAAUGCAAGACUUCUUCCCUUCCUUGACCCUUAAGCCUAACCCGAAUUGUGACGAAAAAUUCUGCCGUCAGAGACAAAUGGAAUUUACCGAGGUUGUCAAAGAAUCUAUUCCCGAAGUACUUAACGAAGAUCCAGUUCAUGAAGAUAAUGAAUGGGGAAUUUCUCUGGUUGAUGAGGAUAAAGGAGAGUCAUGUGAGACCUAUCAGAAUGAGUGUUUGGGUGUUAAGCAGGCAUAUACAGUGUCCAGUGAUGUUAAGGAAGCAGAGAGUCCAAGUGUUGUCGAUGAUAAUGGACCUAGUAUUGAAGAGUUGAUCGUUGAAUUAAAAAAUGCGAUUUUUCACUGAAGAACUACAAGUUUUCUGAAUGCUCAGAAUGUUUAUGACGAUAUAAAUGAACAUAACAAUAAAAAUUUUGCACUUUUUGAUUUUCAGACCAUUUAUCUCCUGCUAGCUACACAUCACAAAAAAAAUUAAUUUCAAAUAAACUAUAGUCUCCUGAAUAAUAA
Messenger RNA from Fopius arisanus, 1498 nucleotides. RefSeq names its product Ubiquitin-like activating enzyme 5 (gene Uba5). Gene Ontology annotation, biological process: protein ufmylation. Gene Ontology annotation, molecular function: UFM1 activating enzyme activity. Lineage: Eukaryota; Metazoa; Arthropoda; Insecta; Hymenoptera; Braconidae. The transcript has a single exon. Gene Ontology annotation, cellular component: cytoplasm; cytosol. The coding region runs from base 159 to 1337 and encodes 392 amino acids. The record is from RefSeq and is a predicted model, not a curated record.